AACAGACAGUAGCGCUACUGGAUUUCAAUGUUUGUUGAUCUCCACUCUUUAACUCAUUUUUGGCCAACAUUUCUAGAGAGAGAAACAAAAAUACAGACUCGCUCCAAAAAGUUUCCAGUGAGCUUUACAACCCAGAUUGAAAAACUGAACCCGACCCAUUUAACAUUUUGCUGAUUCUUGAUCUGGGUUUGAUCCAGAUUUUCUUAAACUUGAGUAAAAAUCAAAGCUUUAUUAAUGGAUUCAUGUUCCUGACCCAUUCCAACAAAUGGGCUGUGUGUCAUCAAAACAGACAGUAUCAGUAACGCCGGCGGUGGACCAUUCCGGUGGUUUACAUGACAAUGCGGCGUCGGCGUCGGUGGGGGCCUCUUGCCGGAGCAUGGAUGGGAAUGGCAGAGGUGAUGUGGUGGUGGCUCAGUUAGAAAAUAUCUGGAAGAAGAAGAAGAAUACAAGGAGUGAGUCAGGACUCAGUGGGAGCGAGUUGGGUGAGUCAGGAAGGAGUAAUAUGAGGUUUAGUUUGAAUAGAUAUGUUGAAGUUGAACAAGUGGCAGCUGGUUGGCCAGCUUGGCUUAGUGCAGUUGCUGGUGAAGCUAUUCAUGGUUGGGUGCCUUUAAAAGCUGAAUCUUUUGAGAAGUUAGAGAAGGUUGGACAAGGUACAUAUAGCAGCGUUUUCCGUGCUCGUGACCAAGAAUCUGGGAGGAUAGUUGCUUUAAAGAAGGUGCGGUUUGACAAUUUUGAACCUGAAAGUGUCCGGUUUAUGGCUCGUGAAAUAGUGAUUCUUCGUAGACUUAAUCAUCCAAAUGUUAUGAAACUAGACGGGAUAAUAACCUCGCAGUUAUCAUGUAGCAUAUACCUUGUCUUUGAGUACAUGGAACAUGAUAUUUCAGGACUCUUAUCAUGCCCCGACAUCAAAUUCACUGAAUCCCAGAUUAAAUGCUACAUGAAGCAGUUAUUGUCGGGGCUUGAGCAUUGUCAUUCACGUGGAGUAAUGCAUCGGGACAUAAAAGGAGCUAAUCUUUUGGUAAAUAAUGAAGGGGUUAUGAAAAUAGGUGAUUUUGGGUUAGCAAAUUUCUGUAAUGUGGCUCGUGCCAGGCGUCCAUUGACUAGUAAAGUCGUCACCUUAUGGUACCGACCUCCUGAACUUUUAUUGGGGUCCACGGAUUAUGAAGCUUCAGUGGAUCUAUGGAGUAUCGGGUGUGUAUUUGCAGAGUUUCUUCUUGGUGUACCUCUUCUGCAAGGUAGAACCGAGGUUGAACAAAUGCACAAAAUCUUUAAGCUUUGUGGAUCGCCGUGUGACGAUUACUGGAAAAAGUCAAAACUGCCGCAUGCUGCAUUAUUUAAACCACAACGUCCAUACGAAAGUUGUCUAUGGGAAACCUUUAAAGAUCUGCCAAAGAACGCAGUGGAUCUUAUAGUAACUUUGUUAUCAAUCGAACCAUACAAGCGUGGGACUGCCUCUUCUGCUCUUGCAUCAGAGUAUUUCAGAGAGAAGCCGUAUGCAUGUGAGCCAUCGAGUUUACCAAAAUAUCCUCCAAACAAAGAGAUUGAUGCAAUGCAUCGUGAAGACUCAAGAAGGAAGAAAAUUGUUGGAAGAACACGAGGGCCUGAAAUGUCUCGAAGAGUAAAUCGAAAACCAAAUGGCGCGAGUAAAUUGGCGCCUGAAGAGAAUUUGCCAGCCAGAUCUAAAGUUAGGUACAAAAUCAGUGGAAAUAGUUUAUAUAAUCAGAAAGAAAGCGAUAUAAUCAUAGGCUUUGAGCCGCUAAAGCCCCCGGUAAAUGCAAUAGACCAUGAGUCUCAAGGCGACAUUUUGUUUUCGGGUCCUCUACAAGUUUCAGGUUCAAGUGGUUUUGCAUGGGCAAGAAGGCGAUUAGAUGAUUCUUCAUCUUUAAGAUCACGCAGUAGGUCGAGUUCAAAAAGUCUUAUAUCCGAGCCUUGGGUUACACAUUCAAGAGAGCCAAUAUGCAUUGAAAAUAUUGAACGGAACAGGUCUAGGCGUCAGGAUUCAAAAGUUGAAAAGUGGAGCCAGUUAGAUCUGCCCAAGGCCUUUAAUGGUGAUUGUGAUGAUUACCCCUCUCGAGAUCUAUCUAUGGCACUUUUCAAGAAAAUCGAUUUAAUUUAUCACAAUCAAGAAGACAAGAUUGAGUUUUCGGGCCCUAUAGUAUCUCAAUCCCAUCAGAUAGAUGAACUUUUAGAGAGGCAUGAACGCCAGGUUCGCCAGGCUGUUCGAAGAUCAUGGCUCCAAAAAGGUAGGAAGAAUGGCUAAUGAACUGAAUAUUUCUUGAAUCCGGUCACUUGAAGAUCAAUGAAUCUUGUAAACCACAUACACUUUGAGAAUUGUUUCUAACAGACCAAACUUGUUUGCUUAUAACUAAGCGAACAUGAUGGUCCUAUGGUUUUUUUGAUCAUCAUCUUCCCAACUGCUUGACCUGCAUUGAUUAGUUAGAGCAAUUCUAAUUUAUCAUCACGUAGAGGUGACUGAAUAUGAAUGUACAGCUAUAGAAAACUUGCAUGAAUGUUUAUAGUUUUGGAUAUAUUCAACAAUCCAUUUUGCCAUUUUGA
Molecule: messenger RNA, 2556 nt
Organism: Erigeron canadensis
Lineage: Eukaryota; Viridiplantae; Streptophyta; Magnoliopsida; Asterales; Asteraceae
Product: protein IMPAIRED IN BABA-INDUCED STERILITY 1-like
Exons: 9
Coding region: 266-2260 (664 amino acids)
Biological process (GO): positive regulation of transcription elongation by RNA polymerase II; protein phosphorylation
Cellular component (GO): nucleus; cyclin-dependent protein kinase holoenzyme complex
Molecular function (GO): RNA polymerase II CTD heptapeptide repeat kinase activity; cyclin-dependent protein serine/threonine kinase activity; ATP binding
Source: RefSeq, a predicted model, not a curated record